AUGGAUCUCAUAGAUCUUUAUCAUGCCCACGAUCAUCAAGUAGCAACCAACGACGGCGAUCUGCUUGACGAGAAGCCAGUGGAAAAUGGUAUGAUAGACGUGCCAAAGGAGUCGCAGAAAAUGAAGAAACCACGAUUUGUCCCAUGGGAACCAUACAAAGCCGCGCCUAGCGCUGAUAGGAAAGGUGAACCACCACAAAAUUUGCCGCAGUUAAUUCCUUAUGGAGGAAGUGUGCUUGACGAGAACUCUAAUAAAAAUGCUGAGCGUAUUCUGGUAGAUGCACGCAAAUAUCGAGCAGAACUCGAGGAAAAUUGUCAGUCCGAGCAGGUAAUAUUUCAUGUUUAUUAUGUUAAGCAUUGUGCCAUAUCAUUUCCUUAUGAGGAUGUGUAA
Messenger RNA from Cylicostephanus goldi, 390 nucleotides. Lineage: Eukaryota; Metazoa; Nematoda; Chromadorea; Rhabditida; Strongylidae. The record is from the annotation of a GenBank genome assembly.